Molecule: messenger RNA, 1927 nt
Organism: Pipistrellus kuhlii (Kuhl's pipistrelle)
Lineage: Eukaryota; Metazoa; Chordata; Mammalia; Chiroptera; Vespertilionidae
Gene: EXO5
Product: exonuclease 5
Exons: 2
Coding region: 468-1580 (370 amino acids)
Biological process (GO): interstrand cross-link repair
Cellular component (GO): nucleus
Molecular function (GO): single-stranded DNA 5'-3' DNA exonuclease activity
Source: RefSeq, a predicted model, not a curated record
CUACACCAGCUAGGGCUCAAGUCAGUAGAAUUUUGAAGUAGAAAAGACAAAACUCAAAUCUUUUUUUUUAAUUUAAUUUAAAUUCUUUGUUGUUGAGAGCAUUACAUUUGUCUCCCUUUUCCUCUGUUGAUCCCUCUCCACCCACUCAAACUCAGAUCUUUUAAGUGAAGAAAUUGAGGCCAAAGAAAGUAAUUUGCUUAAAAUCACACAUAAUGUGUUAGUGCCAGUUUCUAGAGUAAAACCAUUUUUCACCUAAAAAAAUUUUUAAGUGUUCAUAUGUGGAUGAUACAAGGAGCCCUAUUGUAAAUUGUACCUGUACUACAACUCUCUAGCAUUACUAUUUGAUUGCAAACAAAUAGGUUUCUUUAAGGAAUGUAAAUAAAUAGUUAUAAUUCUGUUUAUUUAUUUGGAUAAUGCAUUUUUUUUUAACAUGAUGUGCGGGGUGUAGUCCAAUCCAGAGCUGUGCCAUGGCCGAGACUGAGGAAGAGGAGAAGGUGUCAACAGAAGCCUCAGGGUUCUCGGAUUUGAGUGACUCAGAAUUUCUGGAUCUGGAGGAUACCCAAGAGUUGAGUGAUUCACUUAGCAAGCCCGGCCCUUCUUCUGAACUCACCGGGAAGGAUGGCAAGCUCAUAAGUUUUCCAAAGUGGAAAAAGGGAUUGGAUGUCUUACCACCCAUGGAGCGAUUCCACCUUAAAUAUUUGUAUGUGACUGACCUGUCUACUCAAAACUGGUGUGAACAGCAAAUGGUAUAUGGAAAAGAACUUCCUGAUUCCUUGGAACCUGAGAAGGCAGCUAUUUUGGACACUGGUGCCAGUAUCCACCUAGCUAGAGAACUAGAACUUCAUGAUCUUGUGACUAUCUCUACCACCAGUAAAGAAGACGCGUGGGCAGUUAAGUUUCUGAAUAUGUUAUCAAUGAUUCCUACCCUGCAGUCAGAAGGGCGCAUCAGAGAGUUUCCAGUGUUCGGAGAAGUGGAGGGUGUGCUUCUUGUUGGAGUGAUUGAUGAGCUGCACUAUACACCCAAGGGGGAACUGGAACUGGUUGAACUCAAGACACGCAGACGCCCUAUGCUUCCUCUGGAUGCUCAGAAAAGAAAAGACUGUUUGCAAGUCAGCCUAUACAAGUAUAUCUUUGAUGCCAUGGUACAAGGGAAAGUGACCAGUGCUAGCCUAAUCCAUCACACAAAAUUGCAUCCAGAAAAGCCCCUGGGACCUUCAGUGUUGAGGCAUGCUCAGCAGGGAGGCUUCUCUGUGACGUCCUUGGGUGACCUCAUGGAGCUGGUCAUCUUGUCUCUAACAUUGUCUGACCUUCCAGUCAUUGAUAUUCUGAAGAUUGAGUAUAUGCACCAAGAGACUGCCACUGUGCUGGGUUCAGAGAUUGUGGCCUUUGAAGAGAAGGAGCUGAGAAGCAAAGUGCAGCACUAUAUGGCUUACUGGGUGGGCCACCGAGAGCCUCAAGGAGUUGAUGUGGAGGAGGCUUGGAAAUGCCGGACAUGCAGCUAUGCAGAUAUCUGUGAGUGGAGGAAGGGUGGUGGGGCGCACAGCUCUUCGCUAGAGCCCCAAGCCAAAAAAGCCAGAUGAACAGAAGGUAUGCCUUAAGGAACUCUCAUUCUUCCAGUCCUUGAUGUACUCAAAAAGUAAAAGGAGGCCAGUCUUUGGCUUUUAUAUUUUCUCAACCUCUAACCACUCAAAUCUAGGACCACUGCUUGGGUGAGUGGGAGAGAUCUGGGAUUAUACUGUACCUGGAGCUUCACCAUAGAUUACCAAGAAGACAGAUGCUCAUCAUGGCUGGAACAACAGUAUCCUUCAGCAAUCAUUGCUUUCCUAAGAAGAUUCUUCAGUUUCUAUUAAGUCUCUUCCCUAUUUUUUCUCAAUCAAGGCUUUCUGCAUUUUAUAUAAUAAAAUAAAACACUGUCCAGAUUGGUUAA